CAAAAAGAAACUCCUAGUAAAGUUUUAAUGGCCAAGUUACCUCGAUUGAUUCGAUGUUAUAAUCCGACUUUCAAAUUCAAACCUAGCACUUUAUCACAAUAUCCCAGAAAUAACCUCGACUCCAUUUAUCCUAAAUCACUAUAUUCAACUCAAUCAUCAACUGAAACCAAAACCGAACCAGGUUGGGAGUUCAUUACAGCAUCUUAUUUUGCUGGAAAGCCGAUUAAUCAUCAUCAUCAUCAUCAUACACCUCAAACUUCACUUAAACAUCUUCCAGCAUAUCAAAAAUGGGUCACCAAACAAAAGAAACAAUGGCAUGAUCGUAUGAUCUCACAUCAUUCGAAUACAAAAAACUCACCAUCUUCAUUCAAAACCUUAACUCAUUCUGGUCACGAUUGGUGGUUGAUUGAAAAAGAUGAUCAUUCAAGAUUACUUUCAUUAGGUGUGGCUGAUGGAGUAGGAGGAUGGGAAUCAGAAGAUGGAAUCGAUCCAGCAGAAGUAGCUCAAGGAUUGAUGUUUUACUCUUCAUAUUUCUUUGAGCGAAAUCCUUCUCAUCCGCCCCUUCGUACACUCAGCGAUGCAUAUCAAGCCGUUUUAAAUGAUUCAGCUAUCACUGGUGGUUCUUCAACUGCACUCUUAGCACAACUUAAUCCGUUUAAACCCUCAACUCAAUGGGCUUGUUUAGGUGAUUCUACACUUUUGAUUCUGAGAGAGAAGGCUACGAAGAUUUUGAUUUCAACCGAAUCACAAACUCAUUAUUUUAAUUGUCCAUUUCAACUUACUAAGAUACCAAAGGAACAAGGAUGGAAUCCAGAAGAUUUCAAACAACUUGAUCAACCUCAAAAAGCUUCGAUAGGUACACAAGAUUUGAAAGAUGGUGAUCUGGUGAUCCUUUUGACAGAUGGAAUGGCUGAUAAUCUUUGGGUAAAAGAAAUUUCAGAUGUUGUACAAAAAUUAAUGAGUCGUGGAAAAGAUGAUGUGGAGAUGAUGAAUGAUUUAGUUAGAACUUUAUGUGAUUAUGCUCGAAAAGUUAGUUUCAAGACUGACAAGCUCACUCCAUUCGAGGCGGAAGCUCGACGGAAUGGGAUUCAUGAUAUGACAGGAGGUAAAGUGGACGAUAUCACUAUCGUUGCUGCUUUAUGUCGACGCAGGCAAACCUUGUGAGAAGUGCGGAUAUUUUAAGGAUUUAGUACCUCAUCAGCAAGAUCUUUAAUAACUUGUAGUAUUUACCUAUUAUUCGUGAUUUGCAAAUUGAUUAAAACAUUGAUUUGUUAACUCUGAGCCCAUGAUCAAUUCACAUGAUUAUAUGAAAAUCGAUCAUGAUCUGUAAACUGAUUUUUAUGUUGAUUC
Melampsora larici-populina 98AG31 is the source of this 1350-nucleotide messenger RNA. RefSeq lists its product as uncharacterized. The transcript is spliced from 5 exons. The record is from RefSeq and is a predicted model, not a curated record. Lineage: Eukaryota; Fungi; Basidiomycota; Pucciniomycetes; Pucciniales; Melampsoraceae. Bases 28 to 1164 code for a protein of 378 amino acids.